This is a messenger RNA of Nothoprocta perdicaria, 3727 nucleotides long. RefSeq names its product Kell metallo-endopeptidase (Kell blood group) (gene KEL). The record is from RefSeq and is a predicted model, not a curated record. Gene Ontology annotation, cellular component: plasma membrane. NCBI's taxonomy places the organism in Eukaryota, Metazoa, Chordata, Aves, Tinamiformes, Tinamidae. Gene Ontology annotation, biological process: protein processing. Gene Ontology annotation, molecular function: metalloendopeptidase activity. Bases 63 to 2399 code for a protein of 778 amino acids. The transcript has 19 exons.
GUCUCCGCRGGGACGCCYGCAAGCUUGGAGCCUGUCAGCCACCUCUUGUCCAUGGCGGGGGAAUGAUCGGUCUCGCUGUCCUGCUGGCAAGUAUCCUCUCGAUCAGCCAAGCUGAAAAAGAGAGAUUGUCUCUGAUCUCAGCAGCGUAUCUUGGGCGCAGAAGACAUGAUAAACAAGUAAGCAGAGGUGAGAGCUGCCGGAACCAGGGAGGCAAAGUCUGCUCAGUGAAGAGAAUGACGAUUCUUCCAGAGACCUGUGACCCGGAGCUGAGAGCAGAAGCAAAGGAGCGAUGUCUCUGGGGGAAAAGCCUACUUGUGUGUGUGCUAGUUCUUAGUAUUGUCCUAGGACUUACAUUGCUURUCACCCAUGUAACGAUGAGCUGCAGUCUAGGAUCCUGUGAUGCUGAGGUGGGGGCACUGUUGGCCAGAAUCUUGAAUUCUAGGAAUGACACAGUAGACCCCUGUAAGGAUUUCUACGAAUAUGCCUGUGGCAGCUGGGAAGGCAAACGCUCAAGCAGAACCACAGAAGAAUCACUAAAUGUCUUUGAUGCAUUGUUGGAAGAAAAUCAGUUGAUCCUGAAAAAACUUUUAGAGACCCCACAAUUUGGGGUAAGAGGCUCAGCUAGAAAGAAAGCAAUCUUGUUCUAUCAAUCCUGUAUGGAUACUCAACGGAUAGAAUCCCAAGGAAUUCAGCCAUUGAAAGGUCUCCUAAAUCAGGUUGGUGUCUGGAAUAUCACAAGCAUUGGGGAAGAAAAAGAUUUUAACAAAACUCUUCAGACUCUGAUGGGCAGAUACAACACCUUUCCCUUUUUCAGUGUCCACGUGGGACCUAGCCCUUCUGACCCAAACAUCAACAUAAUUCAGAUUGACCAUCCUGAGUUUGAGAUGCCACCUGAGAGUAAAUUCAAAGAGAAAAAAAAUUAUCUUGAGGUUCUCCGUGUGUAUCUCUCAUAUUUGGAGAAACUAGGGCACCUACUUGGAGAACCACAGGAUGUUCCCCCUGGCUUCUUUUCCCUUACCUUGUCCUUCAUCUCUAACCUCCAGCAAGUUAUCACGCCAUUGCAGGAAAGACAACAGAGAGGGAUGCUGUUCUAUCGUACCACCAUCAGGGAGCUGCAGGAAAAGGCACCUGCGAUCGACUGGCUGCUGUGUCUGCAGGCAGCCUUCCAUCCUGUGCCAGUGAAUCUCUCUCAGCCAAUUGCGGUGCAUGACAUGGAUUACCUGCAAGGCAUGUCACGGCUUAUUGAGCAGUGGCAGAAGCAAAGGAUCCUUCACAUCUAUAUGAUCGUUUGUCUGAUUGGGAACCUCUCUCCAGCCCUUGACAGUCGGUUCCAAGAUGCACGCCUGGAGCUGUCUAAGAUUCUUCAUGGAAAAAUAGGAUCCAGAAUGAUCCCAGAAGAUCGCUGGAGGAUGUGCUUGAGUGAAACCAGCUUUUUUUUUGAACCAGUCCUAGGGCAGAUGAUUGUUCAAGAAAUUUUCCCGCAGCAGAGCAAGAAACUUGCUGAGCAGAUGUUCUCUGAGAUCAGAGAUGCCCUCUACAGUCGACUCUUUCAGGUGGAGUGGAUGGAUGAGAAGACUCGUAAAGAGGCUGAGCUUCUGAUUUCCAGACUGCAAGUGGAAAUUGGCUAUCCAGCUCACAUACUCCAAACUGACAAACUGAACCUGGAAUACCAGAAUYUGGAGAUAAAUCAAGAAACGUUUCUCCUCAAUAUCGUGGCUUGCUUGAAGAUACUGAGGGAGAAUUCCUACCAGAGACUCCUUCAGCAUCACUCACAAAAUAACUGGAAGAUUCCUCCCUGGUAUGUCCACUCAUACUACUCACUAAGRCAGCACAUGGUGGUCUUCCCAGCUGGAAUGUUUCGCAGCCCUUUUUUCAACCCAGAAUUUCCCAGCGCUGUGAACUUUGGAGCCAUGGGGGUCUUCAUGGCACAUGAGCUUCUUCAUGUCUUCUAUAAUUAUGUGCUGCCUGGGGGCUGUCCUACCUGCAACAGGAGUGCACUACAGCAAGCUAUAGAUUGCUUGGUAAAACAAUAUGAAAGUUACUCCAUGUUCGGAUUUCAGAUCAAUGGGACUUCUACUCUUUUGGAGAAUACAGCUGACAAUGGAGGACUUGCCAUUGCUUACCAGGCCUAUAAGAACUGGCUGAAAAAGCACAGACAAGAGAAGCAUUUACCUAAAAUUGGACUUACACAUGAUCAGCUCUUUUACCUCAGUUUUGCUCAUGCMAUGUGUGGACACCAGGAUCCUGAGAAACUGCAGUCUUAUGUGCACACAGAUCCACACAGCCCUUUGCCGCUUCGUGUCUGUGGGUCUGUCAGCAAUAGCCAGGCCUUUGCCAAACACUUCAGCUGCCCCAGCARCUCACCAAUGAACCCAGAUAAGAAGUGCCACAUCUGGUAAUCUGCCUGGCAAAGGAGGAAGAGAAACAUGAGAGAGAGAUGAAGGCCUGAGCUGUGAAAGUAUGGCCAUGAUAUCUGGGCUUAUGGAGAGACAUGGUGCUCAUAUUCAUUCAUCUGCUUUCCUUUACUAUUUAACCUUUCCUCAGCCUCAACUUGCACCUCUCUCAGCAUUUAUUGUAGCAAAAAUUCCAACCUGAGUUCAUAUGGGAAGAGUCUCUUGCUGCUCCUACCAGUACUGUGUCCCAGCUGGGUCAACUCUGGAGUUUAGAAAAUCGCAAGCUAGCAAGAUGCCUGGUCAGUCAUCUUGGGCUAGAACAGUCUAGGAAASUACUGUUAUACUUGUUCUUCUGUUCGGUGUAUUUUCCUGUGGAAUCUAGCAGCUCCACAGUCAUGUUGAAGGUGCCAAGUGGUAGCCCUAAAACCUGUUCAUAUCAGAGCAGCUGUUAGGGAGAUCCUACAGAUUACUAUGCAAACCACCUAUUUAUACUGACAGAGAAGGAGAAAUAAUCUUCUGCCAGUAAGUGAAGACGAAGAUAGGAAAGACAAAACUCCAGUUUCUAAAUUGACAGAUGAGACACAUAACAAUGAAGGUUGUUCUUGGUCUCUCUUUAGUUCAUGAGUUGAUGUGAAUGAUAUUUAGCAGAGUUUUAGCUUUAUCUCUGCCCUUUUAUCCAGGUUCACUGAGACCAAUCAUUCACACAUUAACCCAUUCACUUUCAUGCCAGACUCAAAUGUCUUGUGCAAGAAGUAUUUUCCUGUUGCUAAGUCCUCUCUGAAAGAUGACAGCAAACAACAGAAAUUUUAACAAUGUCAUUGCUUGCCUUUUCAUCAAAGAAGACAGAAAUGAUGUAUAGUCUGAGAAAAGAGAGACUAAAWCUCCUAGAACACAAAAGAGAAAAGAGAAAGGUAGCACUGCUGGUGGAAGAGGAAUUAGGAGAUGAAAAAGGGUACUGCCCAACAAGAUWCCCUUUCUUUUCAUUCUCUGAUUUAAGGCAAGGAUAUGGGUGAAGGUGGCGUAUCGGACAGAUAGAAGGGGCCUUAGAGAUCUCUGAAAAUUAUUAGCCUGAAAAUUCAGAAUUCCAAGACCUUUUCUGGAUCCUGAAUCAAAUUUGCUCGUCCCUUCAGAUUCUGUGACUCCUACAUUUGUAAAUACCCUCCAAACAGGGGAGUUCAGCUGUUGUAAGUUUUUACUGUCUAAUCAAAAAUGGAAUUUUAGGGGUUGCUAAAAUAUGCCAUAAUUGUGAAGACUGAAAUUCAUAAUAAUUCUCUGAAUUCUAAACAAGUACUGAUCAAUGCACCAGAAAAAUUUCCAAUAACAGGCUCUUCAGU